Nanorana parkeri is the source of this 1262-nucleotide messenger RNA. It is a transcript of the gene ZPR1, whose product is annotated as ZPR1 zinc finger. The record is from RefSeq and is a predicted model, not a curated record. NCBI's taxonomy places the organism in Eukaryota, Metazoa, Chordata, Amphibia, Anura, Dicroglossidae. Gene Ontology annotation, molecular function: zinc ion binding. The transcript has 13 exons. Gene Ontology annotation, cellular component: cytoplasm; nucleus. The annotation marks the transcript as partial.
GGACUGACGAGAAUUCUCCUCACCAAAGUUCCCUUCUUCAAAGAGAUCAUUGUCAGUUCAUUCUCGUGUGACUCGUGUAGUUGGACCAACACGGAGAUCCAGUCUGCUGGUCAGAUCCAGGAGCAAGGUGUCCGAUAUUCGCUCAGUGUUCAAAGCAGGAGGGAUAUCAACCGGGAAGUGGUGAAAACAGAUUAUGCAACAACCCGGAUCCCUGAGAUUGAUUUUGAGAUCCCAGCUUGUACCCAGAAAGGAGCCCUUACGACAAUUGAAGGAAUCUUAGAAAGGACAAUUGUGGGUUUGCAGCAGGAGCAGCCUCAUCGCAGGGAUGAACACGCUGAAGUUGCAAACAAGAUUGAUGCGUUCAUUGCAAAACUCCAGAGCCUAAAGGAUGGGGAGACGCCCUUCACAUUUCUUUUAGAUGACCCCUCUGGGAACAGUUUUGUGGAAAAUCCAUUUGCUCCCCAGAAGGAUGAGAACCUCACAGUAACACAUUACAGGAGAAGCAAAGAACAGGACUCCUUACUAGGAAUUGAGGGCAUAAAUGACCCGCAGAAUUCUGAGGAGAAAACUGAUGGUAAUGAUGAAGACCUCCGUGAUGAGGUGCUUCAGUUCCAAACCAACUGCCCGGAAUGUAAUGCUCCUGCAGCCACCAACAUGAAGUUAGUGCAGAUCCCUCAUUUCAAGGAAGUUGUUAUCAUGGCUACAAACUGUGAGGCUUGUGGCCAUCGAACGAACGAGGUCAAAUCAGGAGGUGCUAUUGAAUCUCUUGGCACAAGAAUUACCCUCCAUAUCACUGAUCCAUCUGACCUCACCAGGGAUGUCUUGAAGUCUGAGACCUGUGGUAUCAAUAUCCCAGAGCUAGAAUUCGAGCUAGGAAUGGGAGCUCUAGGAGGAAAAUUCACUACUCUGGAGGGACUCCUAAAAGACAUCAGAGACUUGGUGGUUGACAAGAACCCUUUCACCCUUGGUGACAGCUGUACAUCAAAUAGAAAGGAGAAGCUGCAGGAAUUUGGCAAGAAAAUUGAUCAGAUCCUAGAAGGUCAGAUGAAAGUUCAUUUGAUGCUGGAUGAUUCAGCAGGAAACAGCUACCUUCAGAAUGUCUAUGCACCAGAACAAGAUCCAGAAAUGACAAUAGAGAAGUAUGAACGAUCAUUCGAACAGAAUGAAGAUCUUGGACUCAAUGAUAUGAAAACUGAAGGCUAUGAAGAGGAUGAGAAGAAAAGCAACUAGAAUUCCUCUGCACAAUGUUCAAACUCAGAAAA